This is a messenger RNA of Carlito syrichta (Philippine tarsier), 1497 nucleotides long. RefSeq names its product zinc finger and BTB domain containing 8B (gene ZBTB8B). Gene Ontology annotation, biological process: regulation of transcription by RNA polymerase II. The coding region runs from base 22 to 1497 and encodes 491 amino acids. Gene Ontology annotation, molecular function: DNA-binding transcription factor activity, RNA polymerase II-specific; protein binding; RNA polymerase II cis-regulatory region sequence-specific DNA binding. Lineage: Eukaryota; Metazoa; Chordata; Mammalia; Primates; Tarsiidae. The record is from RefSeq and is a predicted model, not a curated record. The transcript is spliced from 3 exons.
GCAGCAACAGCUGGCGGCGCAAUGGAGAUGCAAUCCUAUUACGCCAAGCUCCUGGAGGAGUUGAAUGAACAGCGGAAGAGGGACUUUUUCUGUGACUGCAGCAUCAUUGUGGAAGGGCGGAUCUUCAAGGCCCACAGGAACAUUUUGUUUGCUAACAGCGGCUACUUCCGAGCCCUGCUCAUUCACUAUAUCCAGGACAGUGGGCGGCAUAGCACUGCCUCCUUGGACAUUGUCACCUCCGACGCCUUCUCCAUCAUCUUAGAUUUCCUCUACUCCGGGAAGCUGGAUUUGUGUGGGGAGAAUGUGAUCGAAGUGAUGUCGGCGGCCAGUUACCUGCAAAUGAACGACGUGGUGAACUUUUGCAAGACGUAUAUCAGGUCGUCCCUUGACAUCUGCCGGAAGAUGGAGAAAGAGGCUGCGGUGGCGGCAGCAGUGGCGGCGGCGGCGGCGGCGGCGGCGGCGGCAGCUCAUCAGGUUGACAGUGGAAGCCCCAGUUCAGGCAGGGAGGGGACCUCCUGUGGGACCAAGAGCUUGGUUUCCUCUCCAGCCGCGGGAGAAGAGAGUGUAGACUGCCCAAGAGCGUCCCCUUGUGGUGACUGCGGAGACUGCCACGCCCUGGAGCUGGUGGUGAAAGACGGCCAGGGUGGUGGCUCCGGGGACCAUGACCUUUCUACUCCACCCACCCGGAGAGAGCCCAAGGUGGAAUUUGAUGCUGAUGAAGUGGAGGUGGAAGUCGGUGAACAACUGCAGCAGUACGCCGCCCCGCUGGGCCUGGCCCACAUGGAGGAGAGCUCGCCCGGUGGCCAGGCCGUUGACUUGGCUUACAGUCACUACCACGUGAAGCAAUUUCUGGAGGCGCUCUUGCGCAACAGUGCCGUCCAGAGCAAAGAUGAUGCGGACCAUCACUUUUCUCGGAGUUUGGAGGGAAGACGAGACGGUGCAGGAGUAGCCGUGAGUUCCGUGAUGGAUGUCCAGACUGAUUGGUAUGGAGAGGACUCAGGUGAUGUGCUGGUGGUCCCCAUCAAGCUCCACAAGUGUCCUUUCUGCCCUUACACUGCCAAACAGAAGGGCAUUCUCAAGAGGCACAUCCGCUCACACACAGGCGAGCGGCCCUAUCCCUGUGAGACCUGCGGCAAGAGGUUCACGCGGCAGGAGCACCUGCGGAGCCAUGCCCUGAGCGUCCACAGAUCCAAUCGUCCAAUCAUCUGUAAAGGUUGCAGAAGAACCUUCACGAGUCACCUGUCUCAGGGGCUGCGGCGUUUCGGGCUGUGUGACAGCUGCACCUGCGUGACAGACACACAUGAUGAUGACGAUGAUUUGAUGCCCAUCAACCUUAGCCUGGUGGAAGCCUCGUCUGAAAGCCAAGAAAAGAGUGACACAGACAAUGACUGGCCAAUCUAUGUGGAGUCUGGUGAGGAAAACGACCCCGCAGGAGAUGAUUCUGACGACAAACCACAAAUUCGGCCCAGCUUAUCAGACCAAGAAACAUUUACGUAG